Messenger RNA from Cicer arietinum (chickpea), 737 nucleotides. RefSeq lists its product as uncharacterized. Lineage: Eukaryota; Viridiplantae; Streptophyta; Magnoliopsida; Fabales; Fabaceae. The record is from RefSeq and is a predicted model, not a curated record.
CUAAUGAAAAAAUUUAAUUAUUAUACACGGACAGUGUAAAAUAAUUUACACCUAUUAAUGUGUUUUUCACCGUAAUAAAUAUAAAAUAAAAUUAAUGGUUUAGAAAUAAAAUAUAUAUUACUCAUCCUUUUUGUACAAUCUAACAUUCAUUUCCUUCUAAAGAAGAUACCCUGUCAACCUGAUUCACACUUGGUUUUGCAGAGAGUAUGAGUAAUAUCACUGAGAAAUUGGGAAUCAAGGUUGAGACAAACCCUUCUGAGGAAAAACUCACUCAACUUGGUGUUAAGCAAUGGUCCAAAUGGGGUUGUCCUCCAAGCAAAUUUCCAUGGACUUAUGAUGCCAAAGAGACUUGCUAUCUCUUAGAAGGAAAAGUUAAGGUAACACCAAGUGGAGCAAAUGAGUCAGUUGAAAUUGGUGCUGGUGACUUGGUUGUGUUUCCUAAAGGGAUGAGUUGUACGUGGGAUGUUUCUGUUGCUGUCAACAAGCACUAUAUCUUUGAAUAAAUCCUAAAUAGAAGGAAUUUCAUGAAUUUGUUUGGUAUUAACAUUUUUAGUGAAAUAAGAACUUUGAAAGUGGUUGUUAAGCUUUUGUUGCUAAAAAUGUUUAUCCUUGUUCUUUUCUUUUCCAAUUGUGUUAUUUAGUUUAGAAUGUCAUGUAUCACAAACUAAUAUCAAAUUAAUUUGUAAAACCAGAAUAAUAGAUUUGUUAAAGAACAUGACACAUUAAUUUGAGUACAA